Messenger RNA from Aphanomyces astaci, 1043 nucleotides. RefSeq lists its product as hypothetical. The record is from RefSeq and is a predicted model, not a curated record. NCBI's taxonomy places the organism in Eukaryota, Oomycota, Saprolegniomycetes, Saprolegniales, Verrucalvaceae. The transcript has 4 exons. The coding region runs from base 30 to 1013 and encodes 327 amino acids.
GUGAACAUCAAAGCGAAGGUCCCAUUGGAAUGCUGCUGGCGGUGCUCCUCUUGUGGUGCGCGGGGGCAGCCCAUGCCUCGUCGUGGUGGGAACGGUGGAACUUUGUCCUUGGAGAUGAGCGCGUGAAGCACGUGACCAGCUACGCGUUUUCCAGCUCCACUGGCGGGGCCAUGGCGAUAUCGUUCCAGUCCCGCGUAUAUUUUUCCCGGGUGGAUGCGGUGCCGGUCGUACUGAUCUGCGACGAUGCCGCUAUGGGCUCUAUCACCUCAAACUCCAAGGACACCCUCUGCGCUCCCGCCGCCCCCUGGCGGACACAUUGCACUGCAUUUGCGUUUCGCGUUCCUGCAGACUCCCCCGCUACGCAAGAUAUUCUGGAACCCACCAGCCAAUUCGAAACCCUUCGUCGCCGCUUCUUCACCUCCCCACAGGCAUCGAUCCAAACGCAUUUCGUCCUAGAUGUAUGUGACAUCGUACAAAACGCCACCGUGGGGGUUCAGGUCACGCUCGAUUACUGGAUUUGCGAUGCUGUGUCCGGGGACUGCGCCGGGAAAAGCUACGGGUGGCACCGAGGAGUGACCAUCGCGCUCACGUUGGUGUGGACGUGGCUGGUGGGACUUUGGUUGCGACACAUCCGUCGCGGUCCUCGUCUAUGGAUCCACCUACCCCUUACGCUCCUGGCUGUGCUCAAGGUGGCCCACAAUGCCGUUGUGUGCUCAAUGUUCGACCCAGCGCAUCUCGUGGACGAACUGAUCGCCCGCGGCAGGGGUCGCGUCGCCGAUGCUUUGCAACGGGCCGUCCUAUGGCUUCUUCUCGCGGUGGUGUUUACAAUUGCCGAUGGGUUUGGCACGUUAUGGCUCAACGUUCGCGGGUGCGUCUUCGCGCUGCCUUUUAUUGGGUUUCCGGCGAUCGACGCCAACGACAACUACGGAUGGAACCCCGUGCUUGCGGGCGUCGUUGUGGCCGCCGUCGUGAUCACGUACCAACGAACGGUCCAACGUAGUGUUUUUGCAUGACAUGUUAUGGUUGUGAUGUUAGCAUGCAAU